GGUGCAGUCUGUGGGUGCAGUAAAAACUAAAAAAAAAUCGUUUUGCGGCAUCCACGAAAAAAUCCACAUCAACAGUCAAUUUUAAUAAAAAUGGAAGCGUUAUACGCAAUUCCUUUCUCUGUUCUUGAAAUACCAAAUAUUAAAAUCAAAAAGCCAUCAUGGUUGCAAGCUCCGUCGGCGAUGACAACAUUCUCCUUGGUGUUACUUUCAUACUUUUUAGUGACUGGAGGUAUAAUUUAUGAUGUCAUCGUGGAGCCUCCGAGUGUUGGGUCCACUACAGAUGAACACGGCCACAGUAGGCCCGUAGCAUUCAUGCCAAACCGAGUGAAUGGACAAUACAUCAUGGAAGGCUUGGCAUCAAGCUUCCUUUUCUCCCUCGGAGGCCUUGGCUUUAUAAUCCUAGACCGUACUCACAACCCUACUACGCCAAAGCUGAACAGAAUCUUACUAAUAUCCGUGGCUUUUCUAUGUAUACUGGUAUCAUUCUUCACAACCUGGAUAUUUAUGAGGAUGAAAUUGCCUGGGUAUUUACAGAACUAAUUUUAUUUCAUUUAUUUCAGUAAUGUAAACCUUUUUCUGUAAUAAUAAGUUGAAAUAUAUUUUUAAUAUUUACAGUAAUAAAUUCAA
Messenger RNA from Maniola jurtina (meadow brown), 627 nucleotides. RefSeq names its product oligosaccharyltransferase complex subunit ostc-A. Gene Ontology annotation, cellular component: oligosaccharyltransferase complex. The transcript has 2 exons. The record is from RefSeq and is a predicted model, not a curated record. The coding region runs from base 91 to 540 and encodes 149 amino acids. NCBI's taxonomy places the organism in Eukaryota, Metazoa, Arthropoda, Insecta, Lepidoptera, Nymphalidae.